GCUGCGCGAUUUCUCACUGGGGGAAUCCCCGGACGUUCAUAAAAACAGGGGAGAAUGAAUCAUCACAUUUCAGACUCGGACUUGACACAAGUCAGAUGAAGAGUGGGGAUACUGGGAUACUGUUUUCUCUUGCUUAGAUUUUUAAGUCUUUCGUUGAAAUUGAUCUGCAAAUUUGUCGACGGAGAAAAAGCGAAGAUACAUCGCAAGUUGUAAACCAUGGCAGACUGUUUUGCGGACGAGGACGGAGACCCAAAGUUGAAGAUAAUCACAGAUGUUUUCCGACCCUAUGUGGUGGAAAAUCUCAAUUUGACGUCCGAGUUUUUGUCUCUGCUGUACAGCAAGAAUGGCCUUAAUCGCGAAACUAUGGGGCAUACAGAGCAACUUCUUCGGGAGGCAUCUCCUGUCAAUGUGCUCCUGGACCGCCUGGCCAGACUGAACAGGAAAGGAACGUACACUGCUUUUAUUGAAUGCCUGAGAAGUAAAGGGAGUGCCUUCAUUGCUGAUGCGAUUGAGGACAGCGCAGAUGUGGAGGGGGAGAGACUAGAUUUACUAAGGCACCUGAUGCAGGCCUUCCACGUAAAACUCAACCAAAUUGAUCCCGCAAGCAUGCUGCCCUACCUCCACUGCCUAAACACAGAGGAAAAAGAAAGCGUCAGUCAGACGACAAUUAACCACGGAGACACUAGGGGUGCUGUUUUUCUGGUUGGGAUACUUUGUAAGAAAGGCAGAGAAGUCGUUGGCCAAUUGAUGGAGGGUCUGAGAGAGACGGGACACGGAAGUCUCGCUGAGGAACUGUCUGAGCUUGUGUGCGCCCCUACAUGUGCAGACACAUGUGGUACCAAUAAUCUCUCUCAAGAUGUUGAAAUGGAUGACUGCUGCUGUGGUGCCUCAAGCACAUACACCGGCGUUGUCACGGAUGAGCCGAUGAACAUUUUUGAGAGUGGCACCCCUGCAGAGAAUACUAGCGGAUGUGAGCCGUCGGCAUCCGGUGCCUGUGCCCUGAAACCGGGGGAGCUCAGCCGCAGCUCUGAUCGUGAUACACCAGAGGGUGACUCUUCAGACGAUGAGCCAAAACAGCUCAGACUGAGAGGUUACCAAGAGGAGCUGGUUGCAGCGUCUCUGCGAGGCACGAACUCUCUGGUCGUGGCCCCCACUGGCACCGGUAAGACUGUGGUAGCCGCUCGGUUGGUGAAAGCCUUUCUGGACAGGGAGAGUGGUGUGGGGCCCCGCAGCGGUUAUCCUGCCCAGGUGAUAAGAGAUGGGCCCAACAAGGUGGUUUUCCUUGUCAAUAAGAUCCCCCUGGUCGACCAACAGUGCAACGUCUUUCAGAGCUACAUGAGCGAGAGCAGCAUCAUGGGUCUGAGCGGUGAGAUGAGUGACGCUGGCUCGCUGGUUGAUCUGCUGGAUGAGCACGACGUCCUAGUCAUGACGGCUCAGAUCUUGGUCAAUGCUCUGCAGGGAGUCAAGGACGAUAACGAUCGCUUGGAGCUCUCCAAGAUUGGCCUGCUUGUGUUUGACGAGUGUCACCACUGCCAGAAAGAUGAUCCGUACAACAAAAUCAUGACACAGUAUUGUGGUGUAAAGCUGUCUUCGCCUGAAACGCCCAGACCGCAGGUUCUUGGGCUAACUGCCUCCAUGGGGGUAGGCAAGGCGAGCACCCUCUAUGAGGCAGAGUUCCACAUCAUGAAGAUGUGCGCCAACUUGGAUGUUGAAAAGAUCUGCACGGUUCAGGAUCAGCAAAACAAGGAAGAGCUCCGACAGAUUAGGGACAAACCAGAGGAAGAUAUCUUUGAGGUGCCAGGGCGCAAGAAUAAUAGUUUUGUGAAGGAGAUCGUUGGGAUAAUGGAAAAGAUUGAGGCCAAGAUAUCACGAACCCAAGAGGGUAAGGAUUGGCUUAAACAGCCAGCUUCUGUGCCAAAGCGUGGCACCCAGGGCUAUGAGAACUGGCUCGUUCAGAUGGGAAAGUAUUUCAUCGAAAAUGCCGUCAAUGAUGAAACCCGCAGGAAACUUGUGACGUGCAAGGACCACUUGAAGGAGUACAAUGCCUGCCUGUACAUCAACCGUGAUGCAAGGACACAGGACGCCCUGGACCACAUCAAAAACUUCCUGGAGAGCCUUCAAGUUGGAACCACAUCAGGCUUUAGUCCGGAUGAACAGCAGUUGGUGGAUUUAUUCCAAGACAAGCUGAAACUCUUGAAGGCAUUUGCAGUGAGUCCGCACCCAGACCUUCAGAAUCCACUCUUGCAGCGUCUGACCGAGAUCCUGAAUGACACCUUAGUCGGAAGAGCCGAUUCCCGCGGCAUUCUCUUCUGCAAGACACGCGCCACAUCGAAGGCCUUGCAUGCGUGGCUGCAGGCUACGCCCAGCCUCCAGUGCCUGCAAGCCGGCAUACUGACCGGAAGUGGCGGUUCCGAAGGUAUGACACAAACUAAGCAAGGGGAGUUCCUUGAUAUGUUCCGUGAGGGCAAGCACAGGUUGAUGGUGGCCACCUCGGUGGCAGAAGAGGGAUUGGAUAUCCAACAGUGUAACGUCGUCAUCUGCUGCAACUACAUCUCCAAUGAGAUUGGACGAGUCCAGGCCCAAGGAAGAAGCAGGGCACGUGGUGGCAAGUACUUCUUGGUCCUUUCUGAAGAGCUGACCCUGACCAGUCGUGAGUUCCGGAACCGCAUCCGUGAAAAGAUGAUGUACAAAGCCACCGAUAGCCUCCAGAAAAUGCACGACAUGAACCCGAAUGAGUUCCUGGAAAAGAUUGUGAAGAUUCAGAAGGAGAGUCGCCUUGAGCGCCAGGUUAAGGAGCGCGCCUUGGCCCGACUUCAGCACAACAGGGAGCUGAUGGAUGUCAGCAUGCUCUGCCGCAAGUGCAGCCGCCACGUCUGCACCUUGGACGACAUCCGGCGCAUCGAGAACGCCCACCACGUGGUGCUCAAUCCUGCCUUCCGUAAGCAGUACAAGCUGGUACCCCACAACAAGCCUGUUAAGAAGGUGGACUUCGAGAAGCUGAAGAGGAUCCUGUGCGGGGACGCCAGUUGCUCCCAGGAGUGGGGCAUCCAGAUGAAGUACAAAGGCUGCGUCGUCUUUGCCCUGACCCCCGUCAACUUGAUAUUCAAUCCUCAAAACCGGAGCAGACGGAGCUACGGGAAGUGGAAGCAAGUCCCGUACCAGAUUGCCGAGAUGGACAUGGAGGAACUCCUGGAGGUGAGUAUGAAUAUGGAGGACGAAGAGGAUAACAUCAAUGAGGAUGAUGGGGAUAUCUGGGCACUAUCUUAAAACUGGCGCCUUUCCACCGUGAAACUCUCAAAUGCAAAAUGUGUGUGGUGCUUAAAUGGUACGCUAUUUAUCACCACACACAGUAAAUAUCAGCAACAUUUGAUUGAAAAGUUUUUAAUUCUAAUAUUGGCAAAAUGUAAAGGAUAACGCGGCAGUAUGUUCCCAUACUCAUGAAUGAGGAGUAUUGUGGUAAAGUACCUUGCCUAAGAACACACUUAGUGUGUGCACGAACCAUUAUGGCAUCUCCUCAUUGUUGUAAAACUCCUCUGGAACUGACUAUCGCUGAGCUUUCUGAAAAAGUGGAAAAUUGAGCGCUAGUGGAAAACUAUCAAAUAACAUGUAUGAAUUUAUCAUGGGUCUGAAUUUUGCUUUUGUAUGGAAAUGGGUUGUUAACGGUUUGUCUGACAUUCAGUUUUUACUUAGUUUUGUUUUGCAAUGUGUUGAUCCAGUUAGGAUAUGAAAUUUUAUAGAUUUGUUAGUAGUCUAACAAAAUAUACUUUGGCUGUGCCAGCAGAAGCACAUUCUGAUCAAAUUUACAUAAUUUGAAGCAUUGAUGUAGUUGUAUAUAAUCACAUAUAAUGUUGCUGCGGUAAUUUAUGUAAUCUUCAAGCAAACAUGUGUCAGCUUUCCUAAUUGGUCGAUCCAUGGCAACAACAGUGUGAUAUCAUCCCGUAGGCCACGGUCAUAUUGCACUCCCACAACAUGUUAUUCCAAGACGUGUACGCUCUUCCUGCCGCAUGCAUGCGUUUAAGGAUAACCACUGAAAAGUUUGUGUACAGUGUGCGCGUUGCAUCUUCACUGUGCAUCAAGUUUGCUUGAAGAUAAUAUUCUGUAUGUGAAACAUAGAAAAUGUUAUAUGGGCAAUUUUGUAAAUUCGGACGUACAUGUCAGACACUUCAGCUGCUAUUGGGAAACAUCACUAAUAAUUCUCUUACAUCUAAAACUAAGGUACCCCCGCCUGAACAAGUUUGUCCAUCAUGUGAUCGGACGCAUGCAGAAAAUUGGAUUUUACAGAAUUGCCUUAGAUCAUCUGUUUGGCAUAUAGGAUGACACAACUGUACUACAUUAUUCUGUUUCCGCUUGUGCUUGUGCUGUAGUUCAUAAAUGUUUGUGCAGUAUUUAUUGUAGUAUUGAAGUGUAUAAAUCUAAGCAUUGAAGUGUAUAAAUCUAAGCAAUAUAACACUGACUUAUUAGAUUAUAACCUAAAGAUGUAGUAGAAAUCUAGUAAACAAUUGCAAAUAUCUUUGUGCAAGGCCAAAUUUCAAUAUAGUGCCCUGCCCUUUUCAUAGCAUUACAAAGUUAUGAUUUUAAUACAAAUUCUAAUCUUCAAAAGCAACAAAACCUAUCCAGAACCAAUUCCCUACCCACUUGGUUUGCAUUUAUACUUACUCGGUGGUUAAACCCUUGUUGACGCAAUUUUAAUCAAAAU
Messenger RNA from Patiria miniata (bat star), 4696 nucleotides. RefSeq names its product probable ATP-dependent RNA helicase DHX58. Gene Ontology annotation, cellular component: cytoplasm. Lineage: Eukaryota; Metazoa; Echinodermata; Asteroidea; Valvatida; Asterinidae. The record is from RefSeq and is a predicted model, not a curated record. Bases 217 to 3267 code for a protein of 1016 amino acids. The transcript is spliced from 14 exons. Gene Ontology annotation, molecular function: ATP binding; DNA binding; hydrolase activity.